CUGCAGAGCUUUCCAACUUUUUCUUCGAUAAUGUUGACUUAGCUAGAGUUACAUGAGAUCGAUUUUAUUAUGGUCAAAUUGACAUAAUUAUAUCCUGAGAAAUAUUUUACUCAAGAAUUGUAAACUGCUUUUGAGGAAAUGUUGUCUUCUGUAUGGCUUAACAUUUAGUCUAAUUUUUUAAUCUGUUUAGUACACUUCUUUCAAACCUGUGCUUUACACAUCUCAUGUGCUUUCAGAUUUCUACCCUGCAUAGGUAUGUUUUUGAUCAUAAAUACCAUUGGCAUCUUUGAUCUGGGACUUCGAAUAAGACACCUCGAUACACUAGAGUUUCUGGAAGAUUAAAAUCUAUGAUUUUAGAACUAUUUAGAGACUUCUAAUCGUUAAUCCUCUCAUUCUUUAGUGCAUGCUCUGUUGGUAUGAUUUCAC
Molecule: messenger RNA, 426 nt
Organism: Moneuplotes crassus
Lineage: Eukaryota; Ciliophora; Spirotrichea; Euplotida; Euplotidae
Source: the annotation of a GenBank genome assembly